GCGUAGGUUGAGUAUGAUACAUGUUACUAUAGAUUUGUAGCUAUACUACACACUACAAGUAUGUAUUCACAUCGCUAUCGUCUUAUUGACCGGUUGCUGGACGGCCUUGUUGCCGCUCCUAGCGUAUUCGGCUCUUAUUCGUGUGUUUUCGUCCAUUUCCGUGACCACCACUGCGCGUUGAGGGCGCUGGGGUGCACUUGUUUAGCGUCCUAUUGUGCGACGUUGCCAACUGUGUAUCGACUUAAACUCAGGCCAAGACAAAACGUACGCGUGCUGAGUGGAACUUAAAGCCGGCAGCUUUUUUCGAUUAAAAGCACGCGUGCACUGCAUUGUUUUAUUUUGAUUCUAUGGCUUUAAUAAGUCAAUAAUGCGCUUGUGAACAUUAUAUUUUAGUGAAGUGAUUGUACUUUAACAAAAAAAACUAGUGUUUUUCAGUCAAAGUUAAUGCUGUCUAUAUCCUUUGUGUUCGAAUUUAUUGAAAAUGAAAAAAAGAUGUUAAUGAAUAGCUAAAAUCGUAUCAAAUAAAGUGAGCAUAGGUGAAACAUACAGAAACUGGUUCAUCUAAGGCAGUUAUCGUAAAAUGGGGGAUCAGGGCGCAACGGGGGGCGCUUGGGGUGCGCGCGACGAAGCCUCAUGGUGGCCCGGAGGCGCAGGUGAACUACAAAACCAGCAACAACUAAAUGAAGAAAUUGCAAGAAGCACGGCGGCUUCCACUCAACAACUUUACACUUAUAAAAUGACAGGAGGUCAAUUUACAAAUAACUCAUCUGAAAAUACAUCUUCUAACUACGGCUAUCGCUUAGUAUCAAAUAAUAGAGAAGAAUCGCCGCAGCAGCAAUGGUGGUAUAGUUCAGGGGCAAUUGACUCGCAACAACAAAAUUCUUCCCCUACGCCGCAAAACCAGUCGAGCCCCGACGCCGAGCACGGCAACCAGCAGUCCAACGGUCAGCAGAACCACCAGCAACUGCUACAGCAGGAGCAGCAGCAGAACCUGCAGCAGCAGUCGCUACAGCAGGCGUUGCAGCAGCAGAACCAACAGCAGACACUGCAGCAGAUGCUCCAACAGCACCAACAGCAGCAGCAGUCUCAGCAGCAGUCGCAGCAGCAGCAGUUGCAGCAGAGCUUGCAGCAGACGCUGCAAGUGAGCCAAGCGCAGGCGCAAGUGUUAGUCCAAGCGCAGCAAGCCUUGCAACAGCAGGUUGCGCAAUCGCUGCAGCAGCAGCAACUGUCGCUGCAUGACCACAUUCAAGCUGUCCAACAGCAUCAGAUCCAAGCUGCGUUGCAACGCCAAUCUGCUACGUUGCAGGUAAAGCCUAUUCAAGAAUUACAGCAACAAGCUCAACAGCAGGCUCUACUAGCGCAGGCCACAGCCACCAAGGGCAGGAUGCCGCGAGCUCGGGCCGGGAACAAGCCAAGGGGGCGAAUGACAGCCUACGCCUUCUUCGUGCAGACCUGCCGGGAGGAACACAAGAAGAAACAUCCCGAUGAGAAUGUUAUCUUUGCUGCUUUUUCGAAGAAAUGCGCUGAGAGGUGGAAUACGAUGUCCGAGAAAGAGAAGCAGAGGUUCCACGAGAUGGCAGAGCACGACAAGAAGCGAUACGACCUGGAGAUGCAGACCUACGUGCCGCCUAAAGACGUGAAGAUGGGCAGGGGACGCAAGCGGCACCAGAUUAAAGACCCCAACGCGCCGAAGCGCUCUCUGUCAGCAUUCUUCUGGUUCUGCAACGACGAGCGUUCCAAGGUCAAGGCCAAUAACCCGGAGUACACGAUGGGUGACAUCGCCAAGGAGUUGGGCCGGCGCUGGGCCGCCGCGCUGCCGGAGACCAAGACGAAGUAUGAAGCGCUGUCGGAGCAAGACAAGGCGCGGUAUGAUCGGGAAAUGACAGCCUACAAGAAGGGUCCCCUGCUAGCCGCCCAACAGGCGCAGCAGCAACAAGCGGCAGAACUUGAGGAAGACGUGGGAGACUUCGAGGCAGAGGAUGAAUAUAAUUGAACCAGCUCGAGAGAUGCAGAGCCAUGUGUACAGCCAUAGACGCCAGCCAUAGGCCGUGUACGGAAAGAAAGCUGGAAAAUUAUAAGCGCUUAAAGUCUGCUUUUAAUACUAAAUUGACAGAUUCUGAACGGUUCAUCAACAGUCGAUUGUCCCGUCAAUAGAAUGAUACGUCACCCAAUCGACUCUGGAUGAACCGUUCAGAAUCUGUCAAUUUAGUAUCAAAGAUUAAAAAACAGACUUUAACUACUUUACUAUAGAUAUUUUUAGCGAUUAUCAGUUUCCAGAUUUGUUUCUGUAUACGGCUAUAGAAGCGAGUCCGUUCAAUGUUCCUUUAGUCACUAUGUUCUAUUUUCAAAGUCUCUGUGCUGCUGAUUAGGCUCGUUUUCCACCAGAUAUGUGCUAUGCUACGUUGUUGCUGGAUGCGUUUGAUAUUUACCGAUCAUAUUACUUGGUCUACAAAUGGAUAUCUUUCUCCUCAUUGCAACAUAGCAUAUCUCUGGUGGUAAGGCAGCCUUAGUGUCGGUUUUUGAAACAUGUUAAGUUGAUAGUGUAAGAAAUCUGAAAAGAAAUGAUCACUGUGAUCUCAGUUUUAUUGCAAUGUAAUUAAAGAGCUGCUUAAGUGUUUCAAAAACCGAUAUGAACCUACCUUCAGUAUUCAUAAAAAUACUUAAUUUUUAUUUUAGGUUUCAAUGUGUUAACGAUUUAUCAUUGUCGAAGUGUUGUGAGCGUUUUUAGGCUAAAUAAGAAAGUUUAUGAAUACGGGGGCUAGUCGUUAGUUGCUAGGGUGGAUUUGAAAUAUGGUUUUUGUGCAGCGGGAAAAAUAUCUUGCCAUAUGAUUAAAUAUUUUUUGAGUGGUCCUUAUUUGAAGGAACAAUUGUAAUCAGCUCUUUUAUUGUCACUGUGAAAUUUGUCGAAUAGGCCCGUAAAUGUACUCUUAAAUGUUUUUUUUUAAUGAAUUACAUAAAUGUUACCUGCGGUUAUUGCAAUGUCUGCUGCGCUUGUAAGUCGCGAAAACUUGGGUGAUAUAAAAUUCUAGAAUAGUAAUUCUGUACAGUUCAUACAAGAGAAAAAAGAACGGCACAGUUUUGUACCAUUUCAAAUAAAAAUAAUUAUUUUUAUACAAAAUUCAAUCUUGUCUGUAGAAGUUUGUUAGUCCUUUGGUAGGGUUGUAGAAAUAGAUUUGAAAAUGAAUCUUGGUGUUAGAAUAAGCGCAAAACAUUUUUGAAAACUUUUAGAUGUAAAUAACGGAGCAAUAUGUAACGUAAUGUAGGUAAGGUCAGUUAUUACCAGUGAAACCAUGACAGCACUACAUAUUAUACAUGUUUUUGAGUAUAUAUUUAAGGGAGCUGCGCUAUUUCAAUACUCACACCGUGUGAAUAAAAUUAAAAAAAAUGUAAACUUGGUACACCCUGCCAUACUAAAAUAGUAUGUUAAUUCUCCUACAGAUAAAAAGUUUUUUGUGGGAACAUGACAUUGUGAUAUUCUUUUUGUAAAGCAAUAAGCUUCAAAAUGAAUUUCGGGUUUUCAUGAUUAAUUAUUCAGAAGUACAAGAGAUAGACAAUUUCAUAGUUGAUUUUAAUUAUCGGACAUUAUUUUUGAUUGUACGGCUGAAAGCUGUUGUUGUUACAUUAUACUUUUAUUUUUAAAGUUUUAUUUGUUAUGAAAUAUUUGAAAUUAGUUAUUUUAUAUAUGAUAGUAUUAUUUUUAUAAUAACUUGACUUUCGCGAAUCGGUAAGUGUAUUCGAAGUUCACUUUCUGCAAUGUCUCCUGAGCUUCGAAUAUUGUUGUCGCCGCUAUCUUGUGAGAUAGCAUAUUAUUAUGGAUAAUAUGGAUGUGUGUACUUAUAUUCUGUCAUCCAUGGACAAGAAUUCAAUAUACCGCUACAGUUGAAUGUACGUUCCGUUUUGAUACGUAGUAAAAUGUGUAAAGUGCUUCUUUCUAGCGACCAUUCUUUUACACCAACAAUAAUUUUUAUAACAACGCGAUGUAAGGAAAAAAAGCAAUUUAGAUUUAAGGUCAAAUUGUAAAAUGUGGCCUUAUAAAUGGAAGCGUCAAAGCAGCAAUAGGUUACUGUGUAUUUAUUACGAGUAACGACAUGUAGUUUGUAAUUUUUUAAAGUAUUUCCGAUAAACGACUCUUAGACAUAAAUUGCGCGUGUGCAUGAUUGAGUAAUACCUCGGACGGAGUGUAGAAUAGUUAAAUUAUAUAUUUUUUCUACUGAGUUCUUAGUAGUGUCAAUUUUAUGUUUAGCUCUGAUAUGUGAAAACAAGGUUUUCAGCGUUUUAUGAUGUGCAGAAGAGAGGGGGUUCUUCGUUAGACAUCAUUUCGUAUACGAUAUUUUGUAAGUGUCGUAUGCGACAUGAUGUGUAUUGAAAUAGCUCCCGGUGCGUACCUGGAGCCCAGUAGUUACAAAAAUGAAGUAUUAAAAUUCCUUUGUAAGUGAGACGAUUUAUUGAAUAGGUAUUUAAAUUAAAUAUUGAUUUAGAUUUUUCGAAAUGAAGCUAGCUAGGGCUCCUACAUAAAAAAAAUAAUUGUGAUUCAUUGACUAAUAGUGUAUAGUACUUAAUACCGUUGAUUUGUUAAGCCUUGCUAGAAUAUUAUUUUAUGUUUCAUAUGAGAAAUUUUAAGUUAAUUUUUGUCCUGUUUUCUUGUCUUGUUUAACCAGUUACCUGGAAUCUAAUUAGAAAUCUCAGAUAAUUAGCGUAUUUAUACAAUAACAAGACUACUUUUAAAAACUGGCGCCCUUUGGUAAAUUUUAUUUCAUAGUUAUUAAGCUCUUACCUGGAUUAUUUGAUUAAUAGGAAUAAAUUUUACCAAAGGGUACAAUGAAUUAGAAAGUGGAUGGAUUUCAGAUGGACGUUUUAAAUGAAAAUUUUAGCGGAAACCUAAAUGAGGUCUAUUUUUAAGUAAUUACCAUUUGUGUGUAAGAAACAAUAUUGUUUUGAAUUGUGAUAUGACUAACAUUGUGCAAAACAAUAUAGUUAAGUCUUUUACACUACA
Plutella xylostella (diamondback moth) is the source of this 4993-nucleotide messenger RNA. RefSeq lists its product as uncharacterized. The record is from RefSeq and is a predicted model, not a curated record. Lineage: Eukaryota; Metazoa; Arthropoda; Insecta; Lepidoptera; Plutellidae.